GAUGAACAACUCAGGAAAUCAGUAUAAUAAUUCGUAAGAGAAAUAACCAUAUAGCAUUAUAAACAGAAGCGUUCCCAAGAUCACAAGAAUAAUUCAGCAUUCCUUCAAUCAAUAGCUAUCAAAAUAAAGAAACUUCCUGAAUUUCAAAACCAUCAAACUGACAAAUUUAAAUCGCUAGGAAGUUCUAAAGCCUUUCCAAAAGAAGCUGAAGCAAAUUCCUGCAAAUAAGCCUCCGAUCUACAAUGCUGAGGUAGCUAAAUUCAGGGAUAAAAGAGUCGAUACCAGGACAAGCUCCAGCUCUAAAUAAAGUUGAAAGCUAUGAGGCAGAUUUUGCGUACAAAUCAGUCAUCCCUGAUACUGGCAUGAAUACUUAUCUUACCCCAGGCUUUCAAGAUUCCAAGAUUGAAGAAAGAAAAGUUCGCAAGACUAAGAUCAAUCCUGAUAAGGAUCUUCUCUUGGCUCGAGCCAUUCUCGAGAAUGAAGAGGAACUUCUCAAGAAGAAUCUCGACGGUCAGCAGAAGUACUCUGCUGGAGAAAAGUACAACAAGAUCAGGAAUAAGCCAAAUUCUUCAACACCAGGUACGAAUGUGGGCAAGACCCCAGAAUCAAGUACUGACAAGAGGAUAUUAGGCAAGAAGAACAUGCAUAUUUCCAUCAACGAGCAGAUUGUCUCUAAAAAGUCUUCUAAUAAGUCAUUCGUUUAUCGGAUGAAUUCCUCCUUUUCAAAAGAGUCUCCAGUUAAAAAGCAGAGGGCGACCAAAGAGGCCAAUUUGCCUAGUAUAAACAACAAAACUUCCGAUGCGAGUCAGCCAGAUGGGUUGGUUAGAAAAUAAAGCAGGUAAACCAAGCAAGGCUGAAAAUGACUCCAGGAUUACCAAAUCUCGUGAUGGGCGCAAACGACAGAGAGAUAAAUCAGCUUUGAAUAAUUCAAAAACACAAUAUAACAUAGAACUUCAGAAGCUUAAACAAGCUGGUGAUCUCAGAUGGACGCCCAAAUUAUGUGUUGACAUCCCCAUGUCUAUUGAACGCAUCAAGUUCAGUCAAUCAGCAUAUGAGAAUGAUAAUAAAUGGAACUACAGGAUCAUGGGGAAAGAGGACUACCAGAGAAGAGAGCAGAUCAAAAAGUUAGAGUCCACCUCACAAACACAGGUGGUUUAUGACAGUCUGGAUAAAAGUCCUUUUUACACAGACUCUAAUCCUUACAUUGAUGAUAAAAAGCUGUUGGAGGCUAAGAAAAAUUCAGGUUUUGUGAAUCCUAAUAUAAAUCCCAGAGGUUAUCGCAGGCAGAAAGGUAUUACAGGAAUUCCAAAUAAAGACAAGAUUUACACAAGUCUUAACCCUUACUAUAUUCUUGAAAAUGAAGAGGACACCACUCUGGUAUUCGAGAGCAGGUUUGAAUCAGGAAAUUUAAAAAGGGCUGUAAAAAUUGAGGAUUAUGAAUAUGACUUGAUCCUUCGUAAUGAUUAUAACUCACAAGGAUACACACAAUGGUUCUAUUUCAGAGUGACCAAUACAAGGUCUGAUAAGAAAUACCUGUUCAAUAUCUACCACUUCUACAAGCCAGAGUCUAUCUAUAACGAAGGGAUGAGACCUCUCAUAUAUUCUAAAAAGAAGGAAGCCAAAGAAGGAGUUGGAUGGAUGAGGAUCGGAGAAGAUAUCUGUUAUUACCAGAAUACCACCAAGAGGAAGUCAGGGUCUGGCUUCCUUUACUCUCUCUCAUUCAGCUUUGACCUGCCUUUUAAUGAUGAUGAAGUGUACUUCUGUCAUCAUUACCCAUACACUUACAGAGAUUGUAAGGAAUUCUUAGAUAAUCUCUGAACUGAUAGCAGGAGAGAAGAAAGAGUUUCACAAAAAGAUAGAAUUCGUAAAACAGAGAUUUGAAAAUCCCUUGCAGGCAAUAGCUUAGAUUUAGCCAUCAUCACUAACUUUCUGAGUUCAGAGCAGGACAUCUCUCAGAGAGAUGCAGUCAUAAUUACUGGAAGAGUUCACCCAGGGGAAUCAAACUCCAGUUUCAUAGUUGAAGGCAUUCUGGAAUACCUUGUUUCAGACGAAGUUGAGGCGAUACAAUUAAGGGAAAAAUAUGUCUUCAAAAUCAUUCCGAUGCUUAACCCUGAUGGAGUGAUCCUUGGAAAUUACAGAUGCUCACUUAGUGGGCAAGACCUUAAUCGUCAGUGGAUAGCUGCAACAUCUCGAGUCUUCCCAGAAAUUUACAACAUGAAACUCAUGUUCAAGAAGACAUUAGAAAGCAGAAGAAUAUUCAUGUAUGUUGAUGUGCAUGGUCAUUCAAGAAAAUAAUAAUUGCUUCAUGUAUGGUUGCAGCAACAAAGCUUCUGAUAAGAAGAAUUACGAGAAAAUAUUUCCUAUGAGGUUCAGUGAACUACAUCCAACAUUUUCUUUUGAAGACUGUAGCUUUAAUGUCCAAAAAGAUAGAGAAACCACAGGAAGAGUUUUUGUAAGGAGAGAAUAUAAUAUAUUAAAUUCCUUCACCCUUGAAUCCUCCUUCCUCGGUGCAAGUAAAGGAAUCUACCAGGAUACCCAUUUCACUCCUGAACAACUAAAAGAUGUUGGAAGGGCUUUUUGUAAGACCCUGAAUGAUAUCGAAAAUCCUAAAAUAAAGGCUUCCAUGCUAAAGAAGCUGUCAAGUUAA
Moneuplotes crassus is the source of this 2647-nucleotide messenger RNA. NCBI's taxonomy places the organism in Eukaryota, Ciliophora, Spirotrichea, Euplotida, Euplotidae. The record is from the annotation of a GenBank genome assembly.